Bursaphelenchus okinawaensis is the source of this 1615-nucleotide messenger RNA. The record is from the annotation of a GenBank genome assembly. Lineage: Eukaryota; Metazoa; Nematoda; Chromadorea; Rhabditida; Aphelenchoididae.
AUGACGAGUAAUAAGCAGGAGUUUUCGUAAGUUAUUAUGAAUAAUAUAGAAUGAAAGGUAUAAACUUAAACUAAACUUACUUUUAUAUUUAGGUAUCUUCCCAAAAUUCUUAAUGGUGGCUUUGCGGGUAUUGUUGGAGUGACAUGUGUCUUUCCCAUGGAUUUAGUCAAGACCAGGCUGCAGAACCAACGGUCGAUUAAAGGCCAACCACUACAAUAUAAUGGAUUGUAAGUUUUUCUUUGUUUUUUUGAAUAUUUUAAGUUUAGAUUUGAUUGUGCUAAGAAAACAUGGCGAAGUGGAGGUUUGAGAGCGAUUUAUUCUGGAUCUGGGGUGAAUAUAUUGUUGAUCACACCAGAGAAAGCGAUCAAGUUAGUGGCUAACGACUUCUUUAGGUAUCAACUGGCUGUGCCUGGAGAAAAGUAAGUGAAAGGGAGUGAAAUAACGACUUAAAGUCAGGAUCAUGCUACAGUGAGCUUAGCUUAACAUUUUUUAAAUGAAAGUCAUAACUUUUCAAGCUUUUGAUUAAAGUUUGACUAAAAUGUUGUAGUAGAGAUAAAUCGCGUUAAUCAAACUAAAAUUAGUAAAGUUGAUAAUAAUGUUUAUGAGUUUAGGAUGCUGCCACCGUUCCGAGGUAUGAUCGCUGGUGGAUUAGCUGGGUUGUGUCAAAUUAUCGUUACCACACCUAUGGAAUUACUUAAAAUUCAGCUUCAACGUAGGUUUUUUUAUAUUUUUGUUGAAUUUUAAGCUUAUAACAUUGUAUAUCUCAUUUCUUAGGCUCAGAAACUAUUCUAAACUUACUGAUAAAACUUAAAGUAAACUUAAAUCCGAUUUCAGAAGCCCACGGCACGAAGUUGAGUGCAACACAGCUGGCUCUGUCCUUGUUCAAAGAGAAAGGUAUAGCCGGUCUGUAUCGAGGAAUCGGCCCAACAAUGGCUAGAGAUGUGACAUUUUCAAUGAUAUACUUCCCUCUAUUUGCUCAAUUGGAUUCUCUAGCACCACGAAAGAACGAUGGGAGUGGAGGAGCAGUGUUCUAUGGGUCUUUCCUAGCUGGUAUUGUAGCCGGAGCUGUGGGGUCGCUAUCUGUAACGCCUUUGGAUGGUAAGUUGUGUUAAGUAUGAUAUGGGGGUAGACUGAAGCUAGAGAUAUUGUUAUUUAUUCAAACGUCGGUUAUUGUUGUUAAUUGAACCGGUUUUCAAAUGAAUUUUCAGAGAUUUUAUCACUGAUAUAGGACGAAUUUAAAUUUUUGUUUUAACUUUAUGUUUUUGAUAAUCUCAGGUAGGGUAGGGCAAGCUUAGAAAUAGGAAGUACCUAAAAAUAAUGGGUAGUGUAGUAAAAUGUCAAUUUUUAGUUAUCAAGACGAGAAUUCAGUUGAUUAACAGUGCCAAAGGUUCGACAACUUAUAAUGGAAUCGCUGAUGCUUUUGUGUAAGUUUUUUUUUAUUUUAAAAAACAAAAAUUACAGUAAGAUCCUAAAAGAAGAAGGUCCGAAAGCCUUGUUCAAAGGCGCCGCCCUUCGUAUGAUGGUGAUGGCACCACUGUUUGGCAUCGCCCAAACCGUCUACUAUAUCGGAGUGGCUGAAUACUUCCUAGGCAUCAAGAAGACGCAACACGUAUGA